UUAUACCUCCUCCUGUGAUAGUUGCGGCGGGCUUCCAUGAGCGAGCUGUAGCUGCCGCUCUGAUUUGGCUCCGAGACAACAUGGUGACGCCUUCCGAGGCUUCCAGGCACCGAGGCAGCGGCUUAGAGGAGAUCUGGAAGAGGGAGCUGGGCCCGUCUCUGCCUCGAUUCUUCGCUCGCCGAGUCGGUGGUUCUGAGGCACUUGUAAAGCGAAUGGUUUCAUAUGGGAACUUGUGUGGCCAUAAGGGUUGUGUAAAUACUAUACAUUUUAACCCUGCUGGUGACCUUCUUGUCUCUGGUUCUGACGACAAAGGCAUUAUAUUAUGGAAUUGGGAAUCCAAAUAUAAAAAGUUCACUUAUGCUUCUGGUCACAUGGAUAAUGUUUUCCAGGCCCUAAUUAUGCCAUUCACUGAGGACCGCACCAUAAUAACUUCUGCAGCUGAUGGUCAGGUAAGGGUCGGCCAGAUUGCAGACAAUGGUAUAGUCACAACCAAACAGCUGGGUACACAUCGUGGUCGUGUACACAAACUUGCCAUUGAGCCUGGAAGUCCUCACAUAUUUUACAGCUGUGGCGAGGAUGGUUUAAUACAACAUUUUGAUCUGCGAAGCCAUGCCCCUACCAAACUUUUCUUGUGCUCUUCAUUCUCAGACAACAAACAACCUGUAAGACUGAAUACCAUUGUCAUAGACCCCUGCAACCCUUACUAUUUUUCAGUAGGAGGCUUUGAUGAAUAUGCACGAGUUUAUGACAUAAGAAACUAUCAGUGGGAUGCAUCAAGUAGUUCUGACCAACCUGUGAAUACUUACUGUCCUCGUCAUCUUAUUGGCUCUGAUAAUGUCCAUAUCACCGGACUUGCAUAUUCUUACAUGAGUGAGUUGCUAGUCUCGUACAAUGAUGAGCUUAUUUACCUGUUUGAGAGAGACAUGGGUCUUGGUCCAAAUCCACGGUCUGCUCCGGCUGCAAACUUGGACAAGAUUGAUCAGCCACAGGUGUAUGCUGGCCACAGGAAUUCACAAACUGUUAAGGGGGUCAGUUUCUUUGGACCCAGUGAUGAGUAUGUUGUCAGUGGAUCAGAUUGUGGUCAUGUUUACAUAUGGAAGAAAAAACAUGGCGACCUGGUGUGGAUGAUGGCUGGUGAUAAGCACAUUGUGAACUGUGUUGAGCCCCAUCCUUUUUUCCCUUUUCUUGCUUCUAGUGGAUAUGAUAAGAAUGUAAAGCUGUGGACUCCAGGCUGGCCACCCUCUCCGCUCCCAAGGAAUGUAGAAGAGAUUAUGGCAGCUAAUAAGCGAGGAAGAGAGGCUCGUGCACGAGUUUCACUCUCUCCUGAUGUUAUAAUGCAUGUUUUGAGGUUGCAGAGAAGGCAAGCUUUAGCUUACAUCGAGCACAGACCCUCAACUGCAGACCUCGAGAGCGAUGAAGAUGAUGACAGAGAGGCUUUCAUCCUGGGAUUCGCAGAUCCUGAGACUGCUGAAGAGGGUUCAAAUGCUGAUCCCAGAGAGUGCAUAAUCUGCUAAAUGCAUUUCAUCAUAUGAUCAUGCUUUUAUUAUUAGCAAGGAAUAUCAUAGAUGAUAAAAAUAAAGGACCUCCUGCACCUGCUCGAGUCCACGUCUAGCAUGUGGUGUAAACUAUAGACAACUUACUGAUGAGCAGCUUGGGGAUUCUGGGUAUGAGUUUGUGUUCCUGUUGCCGGUAUAAACAUAUAAGCAUCCUCAAUGUUCGUGUCUAAACUAUGGUGCUUGGAUGAUGGUUUUAUGUUUUUAUUCGUCAGAGAAGCAAAUUCUCCUAAAAUUUGUUGUUAUGGUCAGGUUUAUAUAUGUUACUGUGAAACAUAUGAUGCUUUGAGCAACCGCUUACAUUUGCUUGGAUGGAUACACACAUUGCCUACACUUUU
Molecule: messenger RNA, 1891 nt
Organism: Musa acuminata subsp. malaccensis (wild Malaysian banana)
Lineage: Eukaryota; Viridiplantae; Streptophyta; Magnoliopsida; Zingiberales; Musaceae
Cellular component (GO): Cul4-RING E3 ubiquitin ligase complex; cytoplasm
Molecular function (GO): protein binding
Source: RefSeq, a predicted model, not a curated record